UUUCAUUCCAUUAGCUGUAUCAUUUAAGUAAAGAUUAGGAGAGUAAAAACUGUAUUUAUAUUUUUAAUACUAUAGACAUUUGGACUUAACUUCUUUAAGAUAUUGAUUUCAUCAAGUCAUACAAAAUGGUUCACAAGUACUCUAUUUUGCUUCCUACUUACAAUGAAGUCGAUAAUUUACCUUUGAUUGUUUGGCUUAUUUGUGAACAUAUGAAUAAUGUGAAAGCCAGUUAUGAAAUUAUCAUAAUUGAUGAUAAUUCUCCUGAUGGCACUCAGGAUAUGGCCAGACAGUUGCAAAAAGUUUACGGAACAGAUAUUGUUCGUUUGGAGCCUAGAGCCAAAAAAUUAGGUUUAGGCACAGCUUACAUUCAUGGAAUGGAACGAGCAACUGGAAACUUCAUCAUUAUCAUGGAUGCUGAUUUGUCACACCAUCCAAAAUUCAUUCCUGAAAUGAUCAAACGUCAAAAAGAAACAAACUGUGAUAUCGUCACCGGUACUCGUUACGCGGGUAACGGAGGCGUUUAUGGAUGGGAUUUUCGCAGGAAAUUCAUCAGUCGAGCAGCUAAUUACUUGACGCAAGUCCUCUUGGCGCCUGGAGUUAGCGAUUUGACAGGCAGUUUUAGAUUGUACAGAAAAGAAGUGCUGCAAAAUCUCGUUUCGUCUUGUAUAUCCAAAGGAUACGUCUUUCAAAUGGAGAUGAUUGUCAAAGCUCGUCAGUUUGAUUAUUCCAUCGAAGAAGUACCCAUCUCGUUCAUUGAUCGUGUCUACGGAAGCUCGAAACUCGGCGGCUCCGAAAUAAUCCAAUUUGCCAAAGGACUCGUACAGUUAUUUUUCACAAUCUAAUAAGCCAAUUAUCGAUUGGAGAAAUUGAUUUUAUAAAUUGUACAUUGUAUAUAAAAUAAAAUUUUUUAUUCGAAUCAUUUUUAAGGAUUCGAGACACAA
This is a messenger RNA of Trichogramma pretiosum, 941 nucleotides long. RefSeq names its product dolichol-phosphate mannosyltransferase subunit 1 (gene Dpm1). Gene Ontology annotation, cellular component: endoplasmic reticulum membrane. Gene Ontology annotation, biological process: protein O-linked glycosylation via mannose; GPI anchor biosynthetic process. Gene Ontology annotation, molecular function: dolichyl-phosphate beta-D-mannosyltransferase activity. The transcript is spliced from 5 exons. Lineage: Eukaryota; Metazoa; Arthropoda; Insecta; Hymenoptera; Trichogrammatidae. The coding region runs from base 126 to 842 and encodes 238 amino acids. The record is from RefSeq and is a predicted model, not a curated record.